AUGAGCAAAUACAAGACAAAUGGGACGGACUGUGCGGAGAAAUGGGAGGAAAGAGUUGCAUUUGUACUGCCACCUUCGGAGAGACGAAUCUCUUGCUUCAUUGAACCCUCGGAGGCUGCAUUGGCAACCCAUGAAACUACUCUCAAAGAUAAGAGGACCAAGAAAGACACGGCUUCCUUGAUAUACACCGACGGCAGUGGCUUCGAAGGCCAUAUUGGUGCAGCUGCCGUUAACAUCCAUGACGGUGACACCGUCAUCUCCGACCGCAGACAUCUCGGCACGGAGGGCCAGUCCACGGUGUACGCUGCCGAGCUCAGCGGCAUCGAAAUGGCUUUGGACAGGGCCAUACGCGACAACAAGGCCAACAUGGUUAACGGAACAAAACGCAAUACGGCUCGAGAGGUGAUCAUUCUCUCCGACAGCCAGGCCGCCAUCCAGGCGGUCCAAAACCCACAGCGACCAUCGGGCCAGUACGUUCUCAACUGCAUUUAUGAACAUGUACGGACCAUUCAGUCGCAAUCAACGAACAUCACCCUCCGCUGGAUCCCCGCCCACGUUGGGGUGCCUGGCAAUGAAGCUGCGGAUAGCAGUGCAAAAUACGUGGCACUCGAGGUUGCGGGAGGUGCGACCGGCGGGGGCGGUACCGGAGCGGAUCAACCAACGAUCCGGCUCGCUGCGGCUGCCAAGAGAAUGGUCCGGGAGCGGAUCCAGGACCGCUGGAAGAAGCAGUGGGAGAGCGAGAGGACCGCUCAGCCCACAAAGCGAUUGGUGGAGUGGCCAAGCAAGAAGACCCUACGCUUAUACGAAUGA
Messenger RNA from Penicillium arizonense, 810 nucleotides. RefSeq names its product ribonuclease H family protein. Gene Ontology annotation, molecular function: nucleic acid binding; RNA-DNA hybrid ribonuclease activity. The record is from RefSeq and is a predicted model, not a curated record. The transcript has a single exon. Bases 1 to 810 code for a protein of 269 amino acids. Lineage: Eukaryota; Fungi; Ascomycota; Eurotiomycetes; Eurotiales; Aspergillaceae. Gene Ontology annotation, biological process: DNA replication, removal of RNA primer.